AUGAAAAAUAUCGCACGCGAGUACCUGGCGGCGAGCUCAUGCCAUGGAAUACCGUACGUGGUGCACCCGAAACUGUCGAUUAUCGAAAGAGUGUGUUGGUCGGUGCUGGUGGUCGUCUCGCUGUGCGUUUGCAUCGCGGCCAUCGUUAUCGGGCACCAGAAGUGGAUCGAAAAGCCGAUCCUGGUUAGCUUCUCGCCGAAGCAGAUACCCAUCUGGCAGAUUCCGUUUCCGGCCAUCACCGUGUGCCCGCAGACGCGCGUCGACGUGGAGUGCUUCAACGUGACGGACGUGUACCGGAGGGCACGCCAUGCGAACCACACGCUGACCGAGGACGAGUGGCGUAAACUGCGCGCCCUCACGCACGUCUGUUCGGCGAUCAUGCGUCCGAAGCAUGACUACUACGAUGCCGAUACGGGGACGAACGGUAGCCGGCAGCAGGCGGGUGAGGACGAGCACGUCGUCCAGCAGCUGAUCAACAUGUCCAUACCGACGGACGAGCGGUUCAUUUCGUGCAUGUGGAGCUUUAACUUUCACCCCUGCCAGCGGUUCUGGGCUCGAAAGGUUACUGAGAAUGGUAUCUGCUACAGCUUCAAUAUGCUCUCGUCGGCGGAGUUGUUUACGGCGGAUCAGGAAUUUCGCGAGAAGGAAGUCAACCCGGACCAGGGUGGAAUACACAGGUUUCAUGCGGCCAACAUCCGCAGUACGGGCUGGACGAUGGAGAAUGGGUACACGGACACGGAGGACCUGCUGGCGUACCCUCGGAGGACGGCCAGUGCUGGGUUCAAGGGUGGAGUAAUAAUGCUGGUCAAGACGCUCGAACAGAAUCGGGAAUAUGUUUGCUCGGGAGCCCUGCAAGGCUACAAGGUGACGAUCCAUGCACCGGACGAGAUCCCACGGCUCAGCGAGUACCACAUUCGUGUGUCACCGAUGCAGGCCGUUUCGAUCAUCGUCAAACCACGCAUGCUGACCACGCAGAAGAGUUUACACCGGUUCUCGCCAUCCAAGCGACAGUGCUACUUCUCCGACGAACGGACGUUGCGCUUUUUCCGGGUGUACAACGAGCAGAACUGCGAGUUCGAGUGUCUCACCAACUACACGCUGGAGACGUGCGGUUGCGUGACGUUCGCCAUGCCUCGGCUCAACACCACACCGGUUUGCAGGGCGCACGAAAUGAAGUGCUACGAGAGUGCGGUCCAGCGGCUGAUGGAACUGGAAGAGAUGACGACCGAUACGGACCAGGAGCUGUGCGAUUGCCUGCCGACCUGCACGACGCUCAAGUACGACGUGGAGCUGUCCAACGACGAUCUGAACCUCAAAGCGAUGCUCGACUCCAUCGUAAAGGACGAAUCCGGACUGCAAGGCAACGACCUGAUGCUCCUGUACGUGUACUAUAAGGACAACAAGUUCAUCUACACCGAGCGCGUCGAGUACAUGAGCUUCACCAGCGAGCUGGCCAACUUUGGCGGCACGCUUGCCCUGCUGACCGGCAUGAGCUUGACCAGCUUCGCCGAAAUCGUCUACUAUCUGGCCGUGCGUCCGGUUUGCCUCUGGUCGAGCUCGAAGUACGGCAAGGCCAAAGUUGGCGACGACGUUUGCAAACAAACGAAGGACAACCUUCCGCUGCGCAAUGCUUAUAUUCCCAAGCACUGGGAAUCGGAGACACUCGAAGGACGACUGACACCCUGGAGCUUCAUUCCUGAUGCACUGCUGCAGCAGGUCCCAGGCGGCAAUAACGCGAGUGCAGGAGGUGAACAUGUGUUCCAGGGUGUCACACUCAACACAGAACAUGCAGGAAGCCGAAGGCGUGCGUCCCAUACGCAUAAGCAGCUCUCCGUGCGGGAUCUUGCCAUUCGCAAGCAAAUAUAA
Messenger RNA from Anopheles coustani, 1866 nucleotides. RefSeq names its product pickpocket protein 28-like. The transcript is spliced from 6 exons. Bases 1 to 1866 code for a protein of 621 amino acids. Gene Ontology annotation, biological process: sodium ion transmembrane transport. NCBI's taxonomy places the organism in Eukaryota, Metazoa, Arthropoda, Insecta, Diptera, Culicidae. Gene Ontology annotation, cellular component: membrane. The record is from RefSeq and is a predicted model, not a curated record. Gene Ontology annotation, molecular function: ligand-gated sodium channel activity.